Messenger RNA from Penaeus vannamei (Pacific white shrimp), 14948 nucleotides. The record is from RefSeq and is a predicted model, not a curated record. NCBI's taxonomy places the organism in Eukaryota, Metazoa, Arthropoda, Malacostraca, Decapoda, Penaeidae.
AUGCAAGUGAAAGGGAAAAUUGUGCCCAUGACUAAAACUUUUAAAUUAACUAGUAGUUUAAUCCCACCAGAAAAUGUUGAUCAUUGCCAUAUUAUACCUUUGUCAUGCUUCUGCACUCCUGAUUUGCUAUGCACUGUAUGGCCAAUUGUCAUCCCUUGCUCUCUCAGCCUAAGUAUCUCCACUAACAUCUCCCUAAAGCUAAAACUUCUCACAGCAGAUGAGCCUCCAGCUGACCUCACGGGUCCCUCAGAGGAAGAGGUGGCAGCGCUCGAGGCCAACACACCCAUUCGCUCAUAUGUUGUGACCAUAAUGGAGCCAACUCUAGUGCUACAUGCAGCUCAGCAUGUGCAGAUCAACAUGAAAACUAUCUUGAAUGCAAAACGUAGAAAGAAAAACCAGAAAGCAAGUGCUGAACUUUGCAUGGCUCGAGUCCUGCCUGUACCAAGUCUGCGGGUGAAGUUGUCCCGCUUGGAUAUAGAAUGGACGAAGCCCAUGUACCCAAAGAGACUGGUGUCAGCGGCCUGUAUGUUGAGACCUCCUUCUCCGACCAUGCUGCAUAACUGCCACUCGCACUUGUCGUUCACUGCCCACAACCUCUGCCUUGGUGUCCAGUACCAGACGAAUGUGGUGCCGUUGCUCCAGGGUUUCUCGCCCUCCCUCUACUGCAAAAGCCUCCUCCUACCCUCGUACUGGUCUUCGCCCCAUCAGCCCAGGGAUGAGUACUUCUUUCAAGCAGAUUCCUUAUGUGUGGAAAGCAGUGCACCCCAGUUGCUGCUGUUGUAUCGUCUUCUUAUGUCAUGGUAUGACAUUGAUCCACAGCCUGAGGUUCUUCAUCAGGAUUCUUUGGUGGACGAUGCUCUUGCAACCAAGAAAAUGCAUGUUCUUACUGUGAAGGUCCAUCAUAUUGAGGCUAAGUCGUGUGACACUCCAUCCUUAUGCGGCUUCAUGGGAACUGUUGGAGGUAUCAACAUGGGCUUGAAGAAGAUGCAUGGCGACUUCUUGUGUCUUCUUCUGUCUGGUCCUGAAGAUAAGACAGGCCUGGAGGUCUUGUUACCUGAGACUGUGUCUGUCACCGAUAAAUUGUUGAAAGUUGCCCUCCAGUUUCCCAAGGAUAACUGUAAUGAGAGUGUACCAAGCAUCCUGACAGUGGGCAUGAAGAAAGUAGCCUUUCUGUUUGAUCCCCUUCUGAUCCAAUGGCUGAAAUACUCCCCCAAGAAGAUUGAAUCAGAUGUUUUGAUGGAGAUGGUGUUCCUUAAAAAAAUCUCUGAAGUACGGGAGAUUGUGAAGCCACAGAGGAAGCCUUCGGAAACAGAAUCAGAGGCCACCAAGGUAGAAUCCUCCAAUGCCACACUCUCUGAAGCCAAGACCGGAAGCAAGCUGUUUGUUCCCCAAGAAUCUCAAGUUCAAAACGUUCAGAAGUCAUGGAAGGAGAAGUUUGUGGAGUGGUACCCAAUUCUCAGUAGGCUCCUCAUUCACGUAGAUUUGGACACUGCAACAUUGUUUCUUUCUUCUUCUCCUCUGAGCAUCGCUUCAGAGUCUGGUCUAGUCAAUGCUGUCCAUCGCACAUAUUUGACUCGUAGUGAGAGAGGAAUGCUCGGAGAUACUGUGGUGCUCUGCCUGCCUCACCUGGUCCUUCACAAUGCUGCACAGAAGCAAAGUCUCCUGCACAAUGUACAUGAUGUACCUGUUAUACUGCCAUCAGAAAUAUGGGCAACAGGCCGAGACAAAUUGCCUUGGUCUCUGAGUCUUGCUGGCUUCAGUGUGUACAGCCUUCAGGGAUCUGGCCAACAUGUGAAGCUGCAAGUUCUGAAACCUGUUAAUACAACUGCUACACUUGCCAUUUCUACUGUGUAUCAGGGACCAUCUCUCAACCAGCUUGGCCUUGUCAUACACACUGACAUGUCCCCCCUGGAUUUCUAUGGAAGCCGCUGCCAGGUUGUAGGGCAUGUCACAAUUGUAGAGAACUUGCUCAGCCUUGCCUCGCUAUUCAUGGAUACAUUGCAGGAAGAGACCUCUUCCACAUCAUCAACGCCGGCCCCUCCCCCUCCUGUGAUGGAAGCCUCCUCCGUGCCCACCACUCACCCACCUCACCAGCAGUCAACACCAACAUCAGCUGUACAACAGCCAUCCACACAGCAGUCUAACCUUACACAGCAGUCACCCCCAAAACAGCUUCACCACAGUAGCUCUGACCCCAACACACUGAUGGUGACUGAGGUGGAGGAGGUUGAGGAAGAGAGAGUCCAAGUGGUGAGUGAGGCAGAGGUGCAAACAAACACAGGCCCCAUAGUCACUGUGUGGGUGCAGUGGACAGUGGCAAGAGUGUCAGCCUCACUCUAUGCAAACAGUGGGCCUGAGCAGAGAAAGCUUCGGGCAGAGUUGGAGGACCUGACAACAGCCUUAGAUCUUCAUAAAGUAUAUUCUAAGGCUAAAGUUAAGGUUACAUCUGUCAGUAUUCUCCACUUCACAAGAAGGAAUAAUUCAUGGGUAGCUGGUGAACAUGAAGGUGUUGUCAUGACUUGUGGAGACCAGCUGACUCAUGACCUCAAGGUUAUCAACCCUCGAAAUGGCACGGUAGACCCACACUAUCACUGUGGCAGGACCAACAACAUACCAACCGAGCAGCCCAAACAGCAUGGAUUUGUUUCACUGACUGUCACAACAGCUCUAUGCAAGAAUAUACAGUCAUGUUGGAACUCACUGAUCAAGAAGCACUUAAAUGAAGAUAGGGCUCUACCAAGUGACAGAAAUGCAGACCACUAUUUAAGUGAAGUAGACAUACGUGUUCAACCGUUUGACUGCGUCUGUUUCCCUGCUUCCUUGCAUAUUUUUGCUUCGGUGUAUGAUCCUUGGUUGCAGCUGCAGGUUCCCAAGCAGCUCAUCCAGAAAGGUAGGACCAUCUCCAAAGAACCAGUGGGUAUGAACCUGAACAAUCAUACACUGCCACUGAUCUACCUCCACACGGAAAGCAUCCGUCUGUUUCUCCCUGCUCGUGACACCUCUAGUGAGGAUUCCUCAGUUCACAAUAUGUUCCUGGUUCAGCUUGACUCUACUGUGAUCACUCCUCAAGUAGACAACCCUUUGUCGCGAAUCAUGAUAAGACCUGACAUCUUCCACAUGGCAGAGAGAGCUAGAAUACUGGGUGUUCCAGGAUCAGACGUUGAGGAUCGGCAGUACCAAAUUGACCUUGUUGGGUUUAGUGUUAGUACAGGAUCCUGGUAUGACCUGGUGAGUGUGAAGGGAGGACGACCUAGGAGUUCUUCUGGUGAACGGUUGCGAGUUAUGGGGGAGAAUCCAGCUUUAGAGUGGAACAAUUAUGAUCCAACACAAGAUAACAAAGAUACAGACAUUAUUCUUCAUCCAUUCAUUGCAAGAUUUGACAGCAGAAUUAUUGCAGCUCCAGCCAUCGUUUAUCGAGGAGUUGAAGGAGAGGAUGGGGUGUCAUCCCCUACUUUGGUGGCAGGUCAUUCGCUAGAAAUAAAUGCCACUUCAGAUAUUGACCUCCAUAUAAGUCUGCCACAGAUCUGUCUCCUUCAGGAUAUUGUUGAGGAUACGACAAGACUGAUAACCCAGAUGAUAGCAAGUGGCAGACAAGGCCAAGCUUCACAGAUGCCAUUGGACAUCCAGGACAGUGGCGUGGACUGUGACAUAUCAUCAGUAGAACUCUCAAAAGGAAUGGCUAGCCAGAAGUCCACGGGAAGCAGUGGCUCCUGGUCGUUUGUGCCACUGGAACUGCUGGUCACAGGAGGGAAGAUAACUGCCAGCAUCUUUGACCGAGGAAUUCUAGAAGAGGGGCAAAAAUUGAGUGUGAAGGGUUGGCAGCGCAGUAAGUUGGAGCAAAGAGCCAAAAAGAGGGAGCGUGAGCUAGUGGCUGAGGCCGCAUCAACAGAGUCAGAGCCCUCACCCAAGAGGUUGCCACAGACCCGCCAGAGGACAUUACCUCGGGACACUGGAGUGGAAACGCCAUCAGAAAAGGAGGUGGAAGAUGGGUAUGAGGGCUCAGAGGAAGGAUCAGUGUGUGAGGGGGGAGGAGUGAACCUCACUCAGCCACGCAUUCGACCCCUUCUGUAUGUGGUGGUGUCCCAGCCUCAUGCGUUCUUAUCUUGUCAGCCACUAAAACAAAAGCUGGACAUAUCUUGCUUCAACUUCAUACUGCGAAGUGUUCCAAAAGGGUUUUCUGUGAAAGCCACCGAAGCCAAACAGCUGCCAAGUGCAGAGGACUACACAACAUCAUGGCUCGAGACACGGCCAGGGGAUCCACACCUCAAAACAGGCAUUCCUCCUGCUCUGUUAGUGAUUUCUGCUACUGAUUUCCUACACAAGCCUGCAUGCAUAAAUAUUGAAGUUGGAAGGCCAGUACGCCUCUACCUAAGUGAGAGUCGUUGGCAGCAAGUGAUCCAUGUUAUGAACAGCUUGUCUAAAGUCACUCCAGUGCUGGGGGUGAUCUCCUCUCCGGACACAAAACCAGCUCCAAAGCCAGACAGCUCCUUGGACUCCCAAGAGGCUUCUUCUCCAGAGAUUCUGCGUCAGGCCCUGUCCAACUUUGACAGCAUAUCAGUGGUGACAAACCAGGUUGUGGUCAACUGUGAAGUGAUGAAGCCACACAAAGCCAAGACAGAACUUCACUGUAGCAUUUCUGGAAUAAAGUUCUGUACCUCUACCACCCGCAAAAGAGCAUCCCAGCCCCAGGAUCCAAGACUGGAUGUCAUCUCAGAAAUCACCAUCAAUGCAGAUAUCCUAGAUUUGCACAUGAAAACUAUCUAUCAUUCUCAAAAACUUCAAACUUUCCUUAAGCCAUGGACAGUAUCUGGGGAACUGAAGCUGCUAUGGCUCCAGUGGAGUACUCAGCCUUAUGUAGAAAUAAGAAUUGAUACAGAAACCAUCAUGGUGGACUUGGGCCCAGAACAUUUGUUUUGCUUCAUGGACCUAUGGCAGCACAUAUCAACAUUCAUGAACAGUGAAAGUGAAGAAAUAAAAGAGGUGAAGCAGGUCAAGCCACCCAAGAAGGAAGACCAUCCUCAUGACAUUCUGUACCAGGAUGACUUACGAGCCGGGAUCUUCCAGUACGUGAGUCUAGCACUUGAGGAUCCCAAGCCUUACCAAGUUGUGUUUGACAAGAUGGCAGGGACCAUGGUCUGGUGCUACCCAGAACCUCGGACACUGACCAGAGUUGACAUUUAUCCUGUUCCAUUUGUUGCUGCUUCUGAGUUCAGCACAAUGGCAGAUGCCCAAGACAAAGAUCAAGUCUUGUGCGCCCUUCAGUACUUUGAUUCACUGCGUGACACUUUCAUAACAUAUCGUCAGUUCCAGUUAUCAGAAUCAAAGUUCUGUCAGUUGGACCUGCCAAGUUUCUAUGAAAAACAGCAUAUUGCAGUGUCAUCUAUGUGGAGGGUGUGCAUAGAUUUCCGGGAAGAAGAUAGUGACUCACAUGAUGGAAAAAUCAUAGUGUCCCCAGGAGCCUUGGCUGCAUGCAUGAGGGUAGAUUCUAUGUUUUCUGUGGACUUGUUGCCUAGAACUCAAGCGGUGGUGUCUGUUGGGCAGGCACAGGUAACUCUUUACAAUCAUCUUGCCCUGACUGGGAACAAGCUGCCCAAAGAGCUGAGAUUUUUCACUUUAGAUAGGUUAGCACCUGAAGAACAACCCUUCCUUACCUUUACCUUAGAGAAUGCAUUUAUGCGCACAUAUUCUUGGGCCUCAGCAGCUCACAUACAGGUAGGGGGAUCCGUGCGAACUGAUGUGCUUAGCUACAGCUUCUUAACCAACAGUUGUCUUCUGGAACCAACAUUUAUUGAAGCUAGUCUUGUCACCCAAGAUGCUGAGGGACCAGAUAAACCUAACUGCAUUGACUCCAUAGUCACAGUCAAACCAAUGUUCAUCCAUGUGAACCAGUCCAUUAUCCACACACUGAACGUCGCCUAUGAGAGUUGGCUGCAGGUGUCAGCCACAGUUUCGGAUGUAGCAUGUGGACCAAACUUGGCCCUCCUCAAGAAAUCCCCUGUGAUAUAUAUGACCAAUUAUCUCAUAUGCAAUGAUACACUGGAGACUAUUAGGUUUGGGCAAGUAGGGACAGAUGAGAAUAUACUCCUUGGCUCCAGAGGAAUCCACCUGUAUUCCUGGAGGAGUCACAAAUAUCCACCAUUACUGCAUGUGUGCGUGGAGGGAGGCAAGUGGAAAUGGUGUGACCCAUUCAUGCUAGAUACAGAAGGAUAUCAGGUACGCACAAUUCACCAUGAAAAUUACCACAUUCACUUCCUGGUAGCCCUAGAGAACUUGUCACCAACCCAGAAGCUUGUCACAUUCUCAGGACUGCUUUCCAUAGCCAACUGCCUCAAUGAACAUUUAGAAUUCAGGAUCAUUGAACCAGGCAAGGAAAAAGAUUCACCCAAGCAUGCAGCCACCCACAUGCUUCAAAGCAAGUUUGUAGCCCCAUCCUACAUCGGUGAGGCCCAUGGAAUACGAGUCCGAUUGAUGGGAAACCAGACAAUAUGGUCAGGGGAGAUUCCUUUGUCAUACGAGCGGACAAAGGACUCCCUCCUGGUGAAGAUUCCGUUGAAGAUGAAGGGAGAGAGCCUCAUUUCAUGGUGUCGUGUGCUGAGGCAGAGAGUAGGCUCUGUGUGGAGACUCCUGGUGGUGUUCAGCCCACAGUACAUGGUCAGGUCCCAUCUUCCUCGUCCCCUGAUUCUUCAUGUCAACACUCCAAGCAAUCACACUUCACAUCAGGUUGUGGUGAAGGGGCGUGGAAAAACACAUACGCUACAGUGCGAUGGUGGCAUCACACAUCAGUUGACAUUCCAACUAAACCCAGAGUUAGAGGUUUCAAGUCCACCCAUUCCCCUUUCAAGAGCUAUGGCUGACCAGAUGCGACUAUCUCAUUCUCAAGAACCUGUGGACAUAGCACAGUACCUUCAGAAUCUAUUUGACGGCCCAGAAGAACGUUGGCCAUAUGUAGAUACUUCCAACUUCAUGGGGGAUGUUCUCUUUGCUGAUCAGCCUAAGAUUGACCUGCAGGUUGGAUUCUCUGGUAUCUACUCUCAGUGCAACACUCUCUUGGUGGAUAUAAGACCUUGGGCUCUUAUGAUCAACCACUCAGGAAUAGAAAUUGCUUUGCGUGAACAUGAGUCAACAAGCUGCUGGUUUGUGCCCCCUGGUGCUGUGUUUGCUCCUCCCAAGCUAGACGGACUUUUUACUAUUGGGGUAGUUGAUAAUGAUCAGCAGUACCACACUGUGCCAUUGCAGUUGUCCAAAGAAGACAGGUGGUACAGCCUCAAAUUUGAAGGAAGGAUACCACGUGAAGGUUUUACUAAUUUGCGCAUCUUGACGCAAGAUAAGGUAUACUUGAUCACAGUAUUGUCCAGUUAUGAAGAGAACAUACAGAUCUUACACCUCCUUCCCACUUACUCCAUCACCAACAACACCCAAGAGGAACUGACCAUCCGCUCAAUGUAUGUCUAUGCUGGUGACAUCAAGGUGCAGCUCCCAGUGUCUCUGCCAGCCCUGGACUUAGCAUCAAAACCAGCUACGGCAGAGCUGAAAGAAGUCCCCCUCCUAAUGUGGCACAUUCUUAAGGAUCCUGGUGCUUCCAGUUCAGAUGAGGAACUUUGCUGCAUACAGAUAGGUCAGAACGGAUAUCAGGCACAUCCAGUGGUGGUGAGGGACAAUCCCCCAGAUCAGAGAAUGACUUUCACACUGCCAGAUAACCAAGAGAGCCCAAUUCUGAAUCGGUCCUUCUUGGUGACUUCCCACAAGUAUCAAGGACAGACAAAGAUGGUGGUCCAAGAAGAUCCUUCACCACAGAUGAUAAUACACAACAACACCAAAGCUUUACUCAUAUUAGGCCAGAGUUCAACCAAAGAAGAUGGGAUCAUGGAAGAGGAAUUGGACAUGUUUGCAGCAAUGCCAUCAGUUCCACCCAACAAAGCCGUCCACUACACUUUCCCUUACAUCUCUCAAAGGUUCCCAAAUAUUGUGUCAAACAAUGUCGCAUACCCACGCCUGCAUUUCUCACAGCCUGAUGUUCUCAAUAAUGCAGAAUCUGAGGAGGUUUUGUGGAGUCAGGGAGUGGACAUCCAGCAGCAUUAUGAUCAGUUUGUGAGCAUUCCUGGUCAUGGAGAUGUGAAAGUCCGUAUUGAGAAGGUGGGUCACACAGUCCACGUGUUUAUCGACCCUGUCAGCAGAGUGGAGGUCUCUGCUAGGGACAUCAGGAGCCGGAUAGCUGCAGAGCCAUCCAAGGGGCGAGUGGCCACUUCCUCAAACAAGGGCAGGGUUGUGAAGGAAAAGGAGGGCCUUGUCUUUGAAGAGGAACAUGCCAACCCCCCAGACGUCCCUGCCACUCCAGACGAGCAACCCCAAAGAGAAAUAGGAAACACAGAAGAGAAAAAGGCUUCCUCUGACACUGUUGCCCCCCUCAAAGAAAAGAACAGUAAAGCAACUAUGGUUGUGUAUUGCUCCUUCAUGUGCACGCAAGUGGUGCUGGUCCUAAAGGAUGAUGUCAGUGACCAAGAGAACAUCUCAGAGAUUAUGAGAGUUACACUAGAUAACUUUAUUGUUAGUUUGAGGCCUAAAAUUGACUUGUCAGAGAAGCUUCGUGCCCUGGACUACUGUGUAAAGGAGCGAGUUGAGCUCAUACUAUUUGUUGGUGAUGCCCAAAUUGACAAUCAACUCUUUGUUGUAGGCAAAUACGACUUUCCAGUGAUACUUAUUCGACAGGAUCCAGAAUCUGCUCCCAGAAUCUCACCAUUAGACCCCAUUGAAAGAGCAAUUCAGAUUUCUCACAACAAUGCACUCUACACCAUGUCCCUGGUACUUGAACGGUCCCCAACAAAGAUGUGCAUACAUUCCGUCCACAUGAGGUUAAAGCCUAUAACCCUUUAUGCUGAGGAUGCAGUGUUCUAUUCCCUCAUGGAUAUUCUCGCCUCAUUUCUUCCUGCCUCUAAGCACAAAGUUUCAAAUAUGAUUGCAGAAAAGGAAGAGAAUGAAGAGGAGGAAAACUUGCCUAUUGUCAUGAAAUUGCCCCAAGAAGUCCUUGUCAAGUCCAAUGCUAUGACACACCCCAUCCAUAUGAGUCACCUGAUCAUUGACCCAAUUUCCAUUUUGUUAAGUGUCCAUGCCUCAGUCAAGCUAUACAUAGCUCUGGAUCAGUCACCACUCAGCUUUGGGGGAUUCCAGCGUACGGACAUUAUGACGACAAGUUACAGUUUGGGUCAUAAUCUCACUAUGCACUUCUUGUCUGGAGCACUCAUAAGAGCUGGCUGGGUUGUUGGAUCUCUGGACCUGCUGGGAAAUCCUGGAGGAUUCGCCAGGACUGUUGGGUCUGGUAUCAAGGACUUUGUGCAACUUCCUUAUGAAGGGAUCCUUCAAGGUCCCUGGGCAUUCAUAGCUGGUGUGACACACGGCUCUAUGUCUUUGGUCAAACACCUUACGGCAGGAACUGUUGUAUCCCUCACAAAUCUGGCAAGUUCUGUGGCUCGCAACAUGGAGCGGCUGUCAUUGGACCAAGACCAUGCUGCUCGCAGUGAAGCAUGGCGACGCUACCAACCAUCGGGCCUUGCGCAUGGGCUGAUGCAGGGAUUGUCUGCCUUUGGAAUAUCUCUACUGGGUGCUAUUGGAGGACUAGCACACCAACCCAUGCAAGCUCUGAUGAAUGAUGGGCUGACAGCAAAGAGUGUGGUUGGCGGUGUGGGCAAGGGGCUGGUGGGCAUUGUCACAAAGCCCAUAGGAGGCGCUGCUGACCUUCUGGUUCACACAGGCCAGGGAUUACUUCAGGGCGCAGGCUGGCAUCGUGAGCAAGUCCCUCGUUUCCCCCCACUCGUGGAACCGCACUGCAUGGAGGUCAACGCUCCACUGAAGCUGGUGUGGAAGUUUGUCGCUGCGCUGCCCCAGGAGUGCCAGGCUGUGUUGGCUGCGGUUGAUGCAACACAUCUGACAACUGCAGGCACUUACACUCCUGUCACUGUGCUACUGACUCCUCAGGUGCUCUUCAUCUUGAGUGUGGAAGAGGAUGCCCAACAGCAUGCACUGCCUUUGGCUGAGGUCACAUGGCGCCCUCACCCUAAUGACCCAACUCUCUUCUACAUUGAGAAAGUUCAGCCUGAGCCCAAGCCACAGAAUUCAGAUAUGGAGCCAGUCAGUGGUUGCCCAGAGCGAGUGGCAGACUAUGUCAGAAGCACCUGCAGCGAAGGCAUGGACGCCGGGCUUGACUCUUCGGCAGCCUCCUCGGAAGAAGGGGACCAUCCGUCUGGCAACCCCCCUCGUAUCAAGCUCUACGUGUCACCCCGCCUCAGACCCUCUGUGUUGUCUGCCAUCAACAUCGCAGCACGAGCUAGUCAGGGUAGAGGGUUUAUCGUGUGAUAGUUUCAAAGGAGAAUGGUUGUUGCUUUGUUUAACGAUGAAUCUGGUGUGGGGUUUAGAAAUGCUGUUGAUUUACAGUGAUUUUGAUGGGUGUGCAUUUGACUGGUCACUUUUUUUUUUUUUUUUUUUUUUUUUUUUUCAUAUUUAAUAGAUGCACUUAAUUUAGGGUAGAAGAAAGCAAUCACAUUCUUCUUUACUCAUCUUACUUUUCAUUUUCAUGUGAAAGCAGUAUUUUUUUCUUUUCUUUUCAUUGUUAAUUUGUUUUUCACUUUAGAGAUAUGUGUAUCUAGGUUCCCACCAUUUAUGUAGUUGUUUUGGCCUUCACAGAUGUACAGAAGACUACAUAUAGUUGUUGCUACUGUAGUGAAAGCAUGGAUAAGAGUUCCUUACUCCUUUGUAUUUAUUAUUUUACUAAAUUUAGGAGCAAAAGCUUGUAAUGAGGUCUUUAUAAUUGAUGUUUAAAAUAAGCUGUAAGAAAGAAAGCAAUUUAGAUAUAUGAUGGGCAGCACAUUGCAAUUGUGAUUGAUCUUGUAGUCGAUGUCCAUGUGUAAGUAAGUACCUUCUCCUUCCAUCCAUUUUAACCAUCCAUUCAUAUUCAGGUCAACUCAUCAAAAGGGAAAGGUUGGCAAUGUAGUCUCCUUCCCUCAUGCGCUGCCUCUUGAUUUGUGGGAGAUGGGAGAGGCAGCUGACUAUGUAUCUUGAUGUUCACUGCUUUCAUGUUUGUUUUGUUUUUUACCCCUACUUCUCUUUGCAUAUAAGGUAUAAAUGAGAAUUAAUAUCUUCAGAAUGCAAGAGACGUGUUUUUGACCGGUUUUGAUUAUGUCUUCGUCAGAAAUGCGAAUACACAUUCUGACAAAAAUAGAAUUGACACCAAAUGCAUCUUCUACUGUGAAGAUAUUCAUUCUCAUUCAUACGUUUUCUACAUUUGUUGCUUUGAACACUGUUUAUCUUUCUUCUUCCCUCUUAUUACUGUAGUUGUUUCUUCCAGAUUUGAAAACAAUCAUUUGAAAGAGAAUAUUUUUCUUUAUGCUUACAGAAGUUGGCUAUUCUUUUAUGUUUGUUUAAGUGAUAAUUCUGUCGGUGUUAUAAAUGUACAGGAGCUAAGUAUUUGUCAUGGAAAUAGAGCAGCUCCUCUGUAGAAGGUAGUGAGUGAGCUUACAUGAUACACUCCAAAGGUUUGGGAUUAAAUUAGCCCUAGAGAGUUUAUGAGGACUUUUGUUCAUAGUCCAGCUCUCAGUUGAAAAUUAGUUACCUUUGAUCUAAUGUUAUUCAGAUUUCAAAUAGUUUAGAUGUAUUGAGCAUUCUGGGAAAGUGAAGGUUGAUUCUAAGGUAAAGGUUGAAACAGAAUGGUAUAGAAUGAUCCAUACACCUUUUUAUAUGAAAAAUAGAUAAAUGAAGAGGGAUUAUUUGUUUGAGAAGAAAAUCUUUACGAGUAUUGAGAACAUUUGCACCAGACUUUGGGUCGGAGCAGGUAACUUUUCCAAACACUAUCUGACCUAAUAUAGAAUGCCCAGCCAUCUUAUGGUAUGAUUGUCUAUCAGGAUGUAAUUUUAUAGAAUUAAUUCAAUGGGUAUAUGCAAAAAGAAGACAUAUAUACAUGUUUAACUGUGAUUUAUAUAAUGUGUAAGGUGAGAUUGUCUCUUGCUCAGAAAUACUUUGACUAGCAUGACAGAUCAGUGCACAAGAUAUGCCUCCUUUGGGCAUUAAUUAUAAAGGUGUUUAAUGCUCUUCCUGUAGAAUGUAUGAAAUAUUUAUUAUAUUUUAUAUACAUCUUUUUAAAAUGUGCUGUGUAUUUUGUAAUUACUCAUGUUAUAUGGAAUGGAUAUAUAUGAAAAAAGUGUUUAAACAGUGUUAAAUAGAUACUUUUAUGACAAUUAAUAAUAGAGGAUAUACAGUAAUUUAUUACUUUUUAUAUAUAUAUAUAAAGUGUAUCUGUCUUAGAAGUCAAGAAAGCAAUUAAGAAUAGUAUCAGUAUUUUUCUUCUGGAUUGGUACAAUUGAUAAAAUUCUCAUGUUUAUAAGAUUCUGAUCUCUUGAUACAGAGUAUAUUGCAGUAUGAAUGUUUACAGAUGUUCCUUAGAUAAACUUUCUUAUGCCAGUACUGCAACAAUGUUUCAUCAUGUGUGUACACUGAGAGAAAGGCGUUGGUCCAAAUUUCAUAAAUCCUUGGAAUGUUCCAGAUUUUUUUUCUUUUCUUUUCUUUCUUUUUUUCUUUUUUACAUGGUCACAUUUUUUUAGGAUUAGACUAGAUUUGAUUAGGGGUGUGGACUUUCCAAGAAUACAGACUGGGGAAGUAUUUAAGAAGCUAAGCCAAUUUGCAGUCCAAAUUCAUUUUUUCAACUGUCAUGGCUUACUGUAAGGGUGAUACAGGAAAGGAGUACGCAAAUGCAGACUCAGAUCAUAAUCGUAAAAGUCUGGGAUAUGAAAGAUUAUGAAUAUUUAUUAUAUAUAUUUUUUAUUAGCAUUAUUUGUGAACAUACGAUUGCAGUUAUUAUCAGAGGAUUCAUUCCAAAAUUUAGAGGCAUUACCAUAGUUAUAUGCACUGUGUGACACUGAAAACAAUUCACAUCAGUUGUAAGUAAUGUGUUUAAGUGUAUUUGUUUAUUGAUUAUUCAGUGUACCUGCAAAUCUCAAUUUCAUAGUUGUGGCAACAGGAAAGCAACACAUGUUCUUUAAAUUAAUGUUUGAUCAAAUUUGUUGUCACUGUAGGACUAACCGUCUGUGGUGCUUAAGUGUGUUAUUCUGUAUUCACAUAAUUGGGUAUGCCCAUUGGGCAUAAGAUGUUUAGCCUGUCGUUGGUCAAUUUUAACAUGCAUACCAGCUAAGUGGCCAUGCCCAUGGUUGAGUAAACACCAAAUAUGGUCAUACCACACUUCCACCUGCUGAGAGUACCAGCUACUGCCAGUUUUGAAGCCACAUAUCAACUCAGCCAUGUGAGUAAGGGUCAUGGGCACAACCGAUUGUGUAGAUGCUUUAUCCAUUGAAUGUUUGUUUUCAUCUUCCGUAAUAUCAAGGUGUUUGGGAUAUCUUUUGGAUUGUAAUUUUUUUUAUUGUCUCUUUUUUCAAGUUUGAUUUAAAUGCCUUGCUUUAAGCAGUGUAUAAUGGGUCAUUAUCUGAAGAACUUAACCCCAUUAACUUGCACUGCAGACCCUUUCAUGGAUAGUUCAUUGCUAAGAAAGUAGUCAGUGAUAUUGAGAAGAUACAGAGGAACAGUUGUAUAUAAUCUAAUAACAGAACUCUUGCAGAUAUGCUCGAGUUUCGAAAGUGGCAACAUUAAAGGUUUCAUUUAUUUAUUUAUUUACAACAAUCACUGUUCUUGAGAGGAGAAAAUUUGCUUUCUGAUGGAAGGGUUUUAAAUCAUGUUUACAUACCUGUGAUGUACCAAAAUUCCAGUUGAUUUAUAUAAUAUUAGAUGGAUUACAUGUUUGUAUAAUAGUCUUUGUAAAUGGUAUAAGAAUUAAUUUGAUUUUUUUUAUUUAUCAUAUCUUGCACUUGUGUUGGACUUGGAAUAAAAUAUAAAGUGAUUGAAAAUUGUUUAGCUUCGCAACUACCUUUCCAAAGGCAUGAAGGUUUUGACUUUUUCACAAGAGAAUUUUCUGCCUUCAAAAUUUUUCUUCUAUUCUAUCGCAAUACAGAUGCAGCCAGAUCAGUGGGCAUCAGAUUUUUGUUUGCUUGUUUGUUAUAAAACUACUGGUAACCAUUGAUAUAUUUUUCUUCUUUGCUGGACCUCUGACUUCAUAUUGCACUAAGCUGGGUUCUGAGCAAAAAACCUACUGGAUUUCUUCCUUGCACUUCCUGGUUCUCAUUAAUAAUAAUAAUACUAAACAUUUGUGUGCUUCCUUAAAGUUUGAUUUUUGUUUUACAAAUAUUACUGUUGUCAAGGUCUUCAUACACCUUAGAGAUGGGAGAAAGAAUACCAGGACAUUUUAUGAAAAUAUUUAUUUCUCAUAUAAAACUGAUUAUACUGCAAUUCAACUUCCCAACUCCACAUGGUGGAUAAAUAUACAUUUAAUAUCACAGACACAUGGGUAUACUUUUAGAAUAUAACAAAAACCUUUUUUUUCAAAAUGAAUAACCUAUUUUUGCCCAUUGAAAAUAUACUAUAAAUAUAUAUACACAACACACUUUUUCACAAAACUCAAAAUAAAUCACAAUCUGAUAUAUAUAUUGUAAUUUCCAUCCUUCAGUAAUCACAUAAAUGGAAGACCAUUUAACAAAAACUGAACAUUCUACACAACAGACAUAUAGGGAAAAGAAAAAACAAAAACAAAUAAUACUUGAAAAUAAAGGAAGAAUACAUAGAGAAAAAAUAAUAACGUGCAGUUUUCAGCAAAUAGAAAAAUGCAAGUGGGGUACCAAUUCCUUUACAUGAGGUGUCGUACACUAUAUACUAGAGGAAAAUAAUAAGACCUAUCCUUGUUGGCGCACUCAUCAUGCCAGUCAAUAUCAUGAAAACUGAGUAUAUACACACAUUUGAUAAGGAUGUUAAGUGCCAUUAUCAAGUAAAAAUAGUCACACAACAAUAACUUAAUCAUGACUGAAUACAGGAUGAUAAUGUAACACACACCCAUACAAAGAAAGUUGAUUAUAACCGUAAAACAA